GUGUAUGGGGACUGUUGUGGAAAGAGCGCUCCUAUAGAAAUUGUGACAGUCGCACAGAGGCAGGACGCUUUAUUUGACAUUUCUCUCUCCAUCUCUAUUUCUCUUACAUCUCCAAUCUCUGUCGGAGGAAGAAAAAACAUUUAAAAGAACUGUUGGAGAAGUGUCAGAGAGUCAUCAACAGGAAUAGAGGGAGGAGGGGAUGUGGAGAGCUCCAAGCUUUAUAAUCUCCUUCCACUGAGUGAAGACUGGAGAGAGACAGGAGAGAAUGAGAGAUGAGAGGAGGAGAGGAAAGAGGGUGAAGAUAGAAGGAUGGAGAGGAGGAUCCAUUGUCAUCCAGCUGUCAGGGUCAGUCAGCAGGAUGCACCGGCACAGUGGAGGCCAUGGAGGAGGAGGUCCUCAGGAAGUGGAGCUAACAGACGAAGAGAAGGAGAUCAUCAACAGUGUUCUGGCUCGGGCUGAAACCAUGGAGGCCAUGGAGCAGGAGAGGAUCGGGCGUUUUGCCACUAGGUUGGACAGUAUGAAGAAGACAGCAUGUGGAGAUGGUCACUCUCACUGUCUGCUGUGUGGAGAGACGUUUGGCCAGCAGGGAGUCAACUCCGUACUCUGUUCCCACUGCAAGAAGCAUAUGUGCAGUAAGUGUGGGAUUCAGAACAACAGCCGGUCGUCAUGUCCUGUGUGGGUCUGUAGGAUCUGCAGCGAGCACAAAGAGAUGUUGAAGCGUUCUGGAGCGUGGUUCUUUAAGGGCCAACCCCAGAAAGUCCUCCCUGCUCCCCUGCCCAUCUCCAGGCCCAGAGGGACAGGUAGAGAGAGCCCCCGUACCCUGAACCCCACCCAUCACCAGCCCAGUACCCAGCCCUAUGCCUGUACCCAGACCCAGCCCAUCUACCAGCCAGAUGCUGGUGCAAAGAACUGCAUAGAGCAGCAGGAGCAGCAGGGUGACUGCUGCUCCAACACAGAGAACCAAGAGCCCACCGAUGAGCCCCCGUACUCCAGCUCAGAGCAACAGGACCCAGAGGGGUAUAGCUCUGCUCAGACACUAGGGGGCGUUGCUGUGCAGGAAGAGAUGGUGAAGAACCAGUCUAAGUUAGGCUCCAGACCUCCCACAGCCAGGGGGAGAGAGAACACGCCAGCUCCAGCUGACUCAGUCACACCACAGGCCCAUGCGCCCGAGGAGAGCAGACACCCUCACCAGAGGGAGGAUAGAGCCCCAACUCCAGUCGGGGAGGAGAAACCCACUCCUGCCCCCAAACCCACCCUGGCAGCACGCCCAGCCCCCGCUCCUGUCGAGGACGAUGACAACGAAUAUGACUCUGAUGAAUCCACCACCCUGGGGUUACUGGAGUUCACUCUGCAUUAUGAACAGGAGAACAACGCGCUGCACUGCAAUAUAGUCAAAGCCAAGGGCCUAAAGCCGAUGGACUCUAAUGGCCUAGCAGACCCUUACGUCAAGCUGCACCUCUUACCUGGAGCCAGUAAGUCUAACAAGCUGCGUACUAAGACACUGAAGGGCACUCUGAACCCAGUGUGGAAUGAGACUCUGGUGUACCACGGUAUCACUGACGACGACAUGCAGCGCAAAACGCUACGGCUGUCAGUGAGUGAUAUGGACAAGUUUGGGCACAAUGAGUUCAUCGGAGAGACGCGUGUUGCUCUGAAGAAACUCAAAGCCAACCAGAAGAAGAACUAUAGUGUGUGUCUGGAGAGGGUGGUCCAGGUGAAGAAGGCAGGAACAGGAGGCUCAGCCCGGGGCAUGGCUCUCUACGAGGAGGAGGUAAAGGAGGAUGCAGAGGAGAGGGGUCGUAUCCUGGUCUCUCUAACCUACAGUACCCAGCAGGGUCGUCUGAUAGUGGGAGUGGUGCGAUGUGCUCACCUGGCAGCUAUGGACUCUAAUGGAUACUCAGACCCCUUCGUCAAGAUCUUCCUGAAACCAGACAUGGGGAAGAAAGCCAAGAACAAGACUCAGAUAAAAAAGAAGACGCUGAACCCAGAGUUCAACGAGGAGUUCAGCUAUGAGAUCAAACAUGGUGAGCUGGCCAAGAAGAGCCUGGACAUCUCAGUCUGGGACUAUGACAUGGGAACAUCCAAUGAUUUCAUUGGAGGGUGCCAGCUGGGCAUCACAGCCAAGGGGGAAUGUCUGAAGCACUGGUACGAAUGUCUGAAGAACAAAGACAAGAAGAUCGAGCGCUGGCACGUCCUCCUAGAUGACAACACCGUUAAAGACACGGACGACUAAGACACGACCUCUUCUUCCUCUUCUCCUCCUCCCUAGAUUCAUCCACCCCAGGCUGUUUCUAUCUUCCUCUCAAAUGUUUUAUUUUGUCUUCCAUUCUUGGUCUUCCGACUUUUAGUAAUGUGAACCUGAAUUAGCAGCAAAAUAAGGGACUCUGUUUUUACAACUUCUUUCUUCGUGUGCUGACAGAAUGCUUAUUGUAUGCAUGUACUCAUCAACACAGUGUUUACAGUGAAACAAAAAGAACUGCAACACAUUAUAUAGAUUACAUUAUGUAGAUGACAUCGUCUCUGACCCCCACCCUGGAUUGUGCUGUACAGAGUUAUGGCAUGGUCAUAAUCUGUGUUCUAUACUUCCAUACUGUGCUUUUAUGACAUGGUCAUAAUCUGUGCCCUAUACUUCUACACUGUGCUCUCAUGACAUGGUCAUAAUCUGUAUUCUAUACUUCUGUACUUUGCUCUAAGGACAUGGUCAUACUCUGUAUUAUAUACUUCUAUACUGUGCUCUUAUGACAUGGUCAUAAUCUGUGUUCUAUACUUCUAUACUGUGCUCUUAUGACAUGGUCAAACUCUGUAUUAUAUACUUCUAUACUGUGCUCUUAUGACAUGGUCAUAAUCUGUGUUCUAUGCUUCUAUACUGUGCUCUUAUGACAAGGUCAUAAUCUGUGUUCUAUGCUUCUAUACUGUGCCCUUAUGACAUGGUCAUAAUCUGUGUUCUAUACUUCUAUACUGUGCUCUCAUGACAUGGUCAUAAUCUGUGUUCUAUACUUCUAUACCGUAACUGCAGGGUACUAGGGUUUGCUCUGACAAAGCAUCAUCUUCAAGUGGUACUGUAUGUACAAACAGUUUGUUAAAAGGAGGAUAUGAUGGAUGUUACGGAACAUAUAUUUACAUUUACAUUUACAUUUAAGUCAUAAAUUGAUGUUAUUUAUGUAUGAAGAUGUUUACAUAGUUAGUAUUAGCUGUUUAUGUUGAUAACAUGUCAUGUUAUUGAAGCAGCUCGCCUAAGAACCAUGGGAUAUCAUAGAAACCUGGAAUGCACUGAUUUAGAUAUUGCUCUCUAUUUCUUUCUUUCUCUCUCUAUCUCUGUCUGUCUCUCUAUCUCUGUCUGUCUCUCUAUCUCUGUCUGUCUCUCUAUCUCUGUCUGUCUCUCUGUCUCUCUAUCUCUGUCUGUCU
Molecule: messenger RNA, 3405 nt
Organism: Oncorhynchus gorbuscha (pink salmon)
Lineage: Eukaryota; Metazoa; Chordata; Actinopteri; Salmoniformes; Salmonidae
Product: rabphilin-3A-like
Exons: 17
Coding region: 266-2233 (655 amino acids)
Biological process (GO): intracellular protein transport
Cellular component (GO): membrane
Molecular function (GO): small GTPase binding
Source: RefSeq, a predicted model, not a curated record